This is a messenger RNA of Fusarium proliferatum ET1, 354 nucleotides long. RefSeq lists its product as uncharacterized. The record is from RefSeq and is a predicted model, not a curated record. Lineage: Eukaryota; Fungi; Ascomycota; Sordariomycetes; Hypocreales; Nectriaceae. The coding region runs from base 1 to 354 and encodes 117 amino acids. The transcript has 3 exons.
AUGCCUUAUGAUGCAGUGCGCAGGCUGAAAGCAACCUGGAAUGAUGGGCAUCAUCUGUUAGAUCAGCUAUCUCGUCUUCUCCGCCGACAAAAUGCCCCGUACUCCGCCCUGUGGUGUGGAUCUAUAGUACUCUGCGUCAUGAUUGCUAUUUGCAUCGCUCUCAGCGCAGAAUUUGGGCCAUCACAUAACGACAGCGAGGCUAGCGCGAGAGGCGCCGUUGCCUCUGUCCUCCUCUAUUCGAUAAGCUAUGCUAUCUUCUUUAACGCCAUGGUUUGGACUAAGGGUAUGGAUCUCGCUGUGGCGACCAAGGCCAUCGUGACCAUCGUUGCCAUCGUUGCCAUCGUUUUGUUAUAA